Messenger RNA from Grammomys surdaster, 3246 nucleotides. It is a transcript of the gene Sall4, whose product is annotated as spalt like transcription factor 4. The transcript is spliced from 4 exons. NCBI's taxonomy places the organism in Eukaryota, Metazoa, Chordata, Mammalia, Rodentia, Muridae. Gene Ontology annotation, biological process: regulation of transcription by RNA polymerase II. Gene Ontology annotation, molecular function: DNA-binding transcription factor activity, RNA polymerase II-specific; RNA polymerase II cis-regulatory region sequence-specific DNA binding. The coding region runs from base 1 to 3246 and encodes 1081 amino acids. The record is from RefSeq and is a predicted model, not a curated record. Gene Ontology annotation, cellular component: nucleus.
AUGUCGAGGCGCAAGCAGGCGAAGCCCCAACACUUCAACUCGGAGGAGGGCCAGGGCGAGCAGCCGCUGCAGCAGCCGAGCCUCGACUUCGCAGAGGCGCCGGCGGCGGAGGAACCGGGUGAGUGCGGUGCUCCAGUGAACUCCCCAGGGACCAGCGAUGAAGCCUCAGAGGACUCCGCCCCGGUGAAGCGGCCCCGGCGGGAGGACACUCACAUCUGCAGUAAAUGCUGUGCCGAGUUCUUUAGUCUCUCUGAGUUCCUGGAACACAAGAAAAGUUGCACUAAAAACCCUCCUGUCCUCAUCAUGAAUGACGCCGAGGGGCCAGUGCCUUCAGAGGACUUUUCCAGAGCUGUCCUGAGCCACCAGCCGGGCAGCCCAAGCAAUAAAGACAGUCUCCAGGAGAACAGCAGCAGCUCUGGGGAAAAGCUGGGCACGGACUCCAUCCUGUACUUGAAGACAGAGGCUACCCAGACGUCCACACCCCAGGACAUAAGCUAUUUACCCAAAGGCAAAGUAGCCAACACCAAUGUGACUCUGCAGGCGCUUCGUGGUACCAAGGUGGCGGUGAAUCAGCGGAGCAUGGAGGCCCCCGCGGCGCCUGUGCCCGUGCCUGUGACUGCUGCCCACGGCAUCCCGUGGGUCCUGGAGCAGAUCCUGUGCCUGCAGCAGCAGCAGCUCCAGCAGAUCCAGCUUACGGAACAAAUCCGAGUCCAGGUGAACAUGUGGGCCGCGCAUGCCCUCCACUCUGGAGUGGCGGGUGCGGACACUCUGAAGGCCUUGAGCAACCAUGUGUCUCAGCAAGUUUCCAUAUCGCAGCAGGUGUCCGCUGCCGUGGCUCUGCUCAGCCAGAAAGCCUCCAACCCGGCUCUGUCCCUGGAUACCUUGAAACAAGCCAAGCUACCUCAUGCCAGCGUCCCCUCCACAGCCAGCUCGCUGUCCUCAGGGUUGACACCCUUCACCUUGAAGCCUGACGGGACUCGGGUUCUCCCCAACUUCGUGUCUCGACUCCCGAACGCCCUGCUACCUCAGACCCCGGGCUCGGUGCUGUUGCAGAGUCCCUUCCCCACUGUGACACUCGACCAGUCCAAGAAAGGAAAAGGGAAACCCCAGAACCUCUCCGCCUCUGCGUUAGAUGCCAAGACCAAGGACGAGGUCGUCCUCGGUAAGCACAAGUGUAGGUACUGUUGCAAGGUUUUCGGGACCGAUAGCUCCCUUCAGAUUCACCUUCGCUCCCACACCGGAGAGAGACCUUACGUGUGCCCUGUCUGUGGUAACCGCUUCACCACCAAGGGCAAUCUCAAGGUCCACUUCCAUCGACACCCUCAGGUGAAGGCAAACCCGCAGCUGUUUGCCGAAUUCCAGGACAAAGGGGCAGCGAGCACCGGUCCUCAUUAUGCUCUCCCUGUCCCUGUCCCCGUAGAUGAGUCGAGUGUCUCUGUGGACACUGAGCCUGUCCCAGUCACAGGAACCCCUUCCGUAGGGCUACCUCAAAAGCUUGCUUCAGGGCCUAACACCAAGGACAUCGUGGGUGGCUCCUUGCCCAACGACAUACAGCCAGGGCCUUCUCCGGAAAGCGAGGCGGGCCUUCCACUACUUGGGGUGGGAAUGACGCCUAAUCCCCCAAGGGCUGGGGGCUUCCAGGGCACUGGGGCCCCCGAGUCAGGGUCAGAGACCCUGAAAUUGCAGCAGCUAGUGGAAAACAUAGACAAAGCCACUACUGACCCCAACGAGUGUCUCAUUUGUCACCGGGUCCUCAGCUGUCAGAGUUCCCUGAAGAUGCAUUACCGUACCCACACAGGGGAGAGACCAUUCCAGUGCAAGAUCUGUGGCCGGGCCUUCUCCACCAAAGGCAACCUGAAAACACACCUUGGGGUCCACCAAACCAACACAGCCGUAAAGACCCAGCAUUCAUGUCCCAUCUGCCAGAAGAAGUUCACCAACGCCGUCAUGUUACAGCAACAUAUCCGGAUGCACAUGGGUGGCCAGAUCCCCAACACUCCCCUGCCAGAGAGUCCCUGUGACUUCACAGCUCCUGAGCCCAUGGCCGUCGGUGAGAACGGCAGUGCCAGCAGCUUCUGCCAGGAAGACACAAUGGAAGGGACGGGAGCUGAGGAUGUCUGUUCCCAGGAUGUCCCCAGUGGCCCCUCAACAGUCUCUGCGCCAGUUCCUAGUACCCACCUGGCGUCACCCUCCCUGGGCUUUUCAGUGAUGGCGCCCCUGGAUGUUCAGGGGAAAGGGGCUCUUCCCACGUUGGCCCUGCAGCGGCAGAGCAGUCGAGAAAACGGCUCCCUGGAGGGCAGUGACAGUUGCCUGACCAAUGACUCUUCCUUGCUCACGGGUGACCAGGAGUGUCAGAGCCGAAGCCCAGAUACCACAGAGACCAUGUGCUACCAGCCAGUGUCCCCUGCCAAUAGCCAAGCUGGAAGUGUCAAGUCCCGGUCUCCUGACGGUCACAAGGCUGAGGGCAUCGAGAGCGGCCGCAUUGACACCGAAGGUCGUACCAGUAUCCCUUCAACAUUUAUCCGAACACAGCCCACCUAUGUCAAAGUUGAAGUACCCGGCACCUUUGUGAAAGUCGAAGUACCUGGCACCUUUGUGGGACCCACCAGCAUGCCCUCAGGCAUGACACCUUUGCUAGCAUCUCAGCCACAGCCACAGCCACGCCGACAGGCCAAGCAACACUGCUGCACGCGGUGUGGAAAGAACUUCUCGUCUGCCAGUGCCCUGCAGAUCCACGAGCGAACACACACCGGGGAAAAGCCUUUCGUAUGUAACAUAUGCGGGCGGGCCUUCACCACGAAAGGCAACCUGAAGGUACACUACAUGACUCACGGGGCCAACAAUAACUCCGCCCGCCGGGGCAGGAAGCUGGCCAUGGAGAACCCCAUAGCAGCGCUGAGUGCUGAGGGAAAGAGAGCGCCCGAGGUGUUUCCCAAGGAGCUCCUGUCACCCACGGUGAGUGUGGACCCUGCGGCGUGGAACCAGUACACCAGCGUCCUCAAUGGGGGUCUGGCCAUGAAGACCAACGAGAUCUCCGUGAUCCAGAGCGGCGGCAUCCCCACCCUGCCCGUGUCGCUGGGGGCCAGCUCCGUGGUGAGCAACGCUACGCUUUCCAAGUUCGAUGGCUCCCAGACCGGCGUGGGUGCGGCCGUGAGCAGCACGGUAGAGAAGCCUGCUGUUCCCGAUGGGGUGGCCAAACACCAGUUCCCUCACUUUCUGGAAGAAAAUAAGAUUGCAGUCAGCUAA